UUUCAUCGUAAAUGAUGUCAACAACACGUAGACAUUGGAAGCGGAGAAAUAUUUUUUAAUUAUUUAUCACGUAAUUAUCUGCUAAUUGAAAUAGUGAAAAAUAACAUAAUAAUAAUGCCUUCUAGUGACAGCGAAGAUUUCGAAAGCGCGGACGAAGGUAGCCCUGAGACCGAUAAAAAAGUGAGAAAAAAAAGAACAUCCUCUUCGCACUAUAGUGAUAGUAACUCGCAAGAAACCAACACUGGCGACAAAGUAACUGCAAAAGAUAACAGCCAAAAAGUCAAUGUAGAACCUAAUGUCGAAGCAAAAACCGAUGGUUGGGAUGAUUUUGAUAUUGAUUGCCCCGUAGAAAAUGAAAAGCUUACUAAAGUUAAGGAAACAAAAAAAUUAACUAAGGAGGCUGACAAACCACAGUCCACAGGUUGGGAUGACUUUGAUGACUGGGGAAAUGAUGAUGCAACAGCUACUACUGCAGUUACCACAGAAAAGACACAAACAGAUAAAUCUGCAGCUGACAUCAAGGAAUUGACCGACAGAUUAGCAUCAGCCACAUCGAAGAACAGCGGUUGGGGCUGGGGAUGGGGAGUCGAUUCCUUACUGAGUACAGCUUCUGCAGGAAUCACCACCCUUACUAGUCAAGUUUCUCAAGGCAUCUCCACCGUCUUAGAGACGGGAAUCGGCGCUCCCGAUCCUGAAGAACUCGCCAGAAUAAAUGCUAAGACAACAGAAAACACAGAACAGAAAUCAUCUUCAGAACACAAGAGUAUUGAGCCAAGUGUAGUGCAAGAAAAAGAACAAACUAGCCCUAAUGAGGGAUCUUUCCCAUUUGGCAGCUUAUUCUCUGGUGUCACUAAAUUUGUGGAGACUACAGGCACCAAAGUAAUAGCAGGUGGAUUAGACACUUUAGAGACAAUCGGCAAAAAGACCAUGGAGGUUUUACAAGAUGGAGACCCUGGAUUGGCCAAGAAACGAGCUAUGCUAGGCCUAGAUCCUGGUGAGAAGCCAGUGCUCUCACAGAUACUGAGGGAGGCUAAAGCCAAGGCCGAUGAAGAAGACAAAAUCAGAGAAGAGAAGAGAGAAGCCAAGGAGGUGCACUACGAAAACUUGUUUGAUGAUUUCGAAGGCUUAGUACAUCUAGAAGCAUUGGAAAUGCUCUCUAAACAAGUAAACAUGAGGAUAGAAGAACGUUUGCGAGCAGCCGAACCGGAGAAGAAGCAGGAUAUCAAAGAAACAAUGCAGCAAGUCGUAGAGCUCUGCGAAAUACCAGAAGACGAAGAAGACGAUGACGAAGCGCCAGAACACCAGUCCAAACCUGACGCCUUGCACGAUAGACUGCAGACCGCGACGCAAGACUUGGGCCUCAAACUACAGUUCCAACCAAUUGUCAAACAAUACACAGACGUUCUGGCUUGGCUCAGCUCAAACAGCAAUCUGAACGAGAAGGCUGUAUACAAACGUGCAGUAAGCAGUCUGGCCCAAGCCACUGCUUUAGCCGUUGAGAUUUACCAUAAAACGGCUGAAAUGUUAUUAGUGAAGACCAGGAGGUCAACGGCUGAUGAAGCCGAUGCGAUGACUCAAAUGACAGUGGUACUUACGAAGCACGUUGGCGAGUUAGCGACGUUGUUCACCGCGAAUAUGAACUCUAUAGAAACCGACAAUAAAGAUCAAGUCAAUACUUACAUCACUAACAUAUUUUUAGAAUCUGGCAACAGUUCGACGUAUAUACAAAACGCAUUCCAACUGACUCUACCAAUACUACAAAUAGGAGCUGUGUAGCUAGAUAUUAAUACAUAAAUAAUUAAGUAGGAUUUUAAAUUUAU
Messenger RNA from Chilo suppressalis (striped riceborer), 1820 nucleotides. The record is from the annotation of a GenBank genome assembly. NCBI's taxonomy places the organism in Eukaryota, Metazoa, Arthropoda, Insecta, Lepidoptera, Crambidae.